This is a messenger RNA of Caenorhabditis briggsae, 801 nucleotides long. RefSeq names its product Protein CBR-CHN-1 (gene Cbr-chn-1). Gene Ontology annotation, biological process: protein quality control for misfolded or incompletely synthesized proteins; cellular response to misfolded protein; proteasome-mediated ubiquitin-dependent protein catabolic process. Lineage: Eukaryota; Metazoa; Nematoda; Chromadorea; Rhabditida; Rhabditidae. The coding region runs from base 1 to 801 and encodes 266 amino acids. The transcript has 7 exons. The record is from RefSeq and is a predicted model, not a curated record. Gene Ontology annotation, molecular function: protein-folding chaperone binding; ubiquitin protein ligase activity. Gene Ontology annotation, cellular component: cytoplasm; Z disc.
AUGGCCACUGCUGCCGAACAGUAUAACACAAGUGGAAAAAAGUGCUACAUGAACAAAAGGUACGAUGAUGCUGUGGAACAAUACACAAAAGCGAUAAAAAUGAAUCCAUUACCUAAAUAUUAUCAAAAUAGAGCUAUGUGCCAUUAUCAGUUGAAUGAUUUGAAAAUGACCGAAGAAGAUUGCAAAAGAGCAUUGGAGUUGAGUCCAAAUGAAGUGAAGCCAUUGUACUUUCUGGGAAGUGUUUACUUGAAAGGAAGAAGAUACAAUGACGCGAUCAACUGCCUCUCGAAAGCUCUAUACCACAAUGCAGUGAUAACGAACGCAGCCGAUAUCGAGAAUGCUCUCAAAAGAGCUCGUCAUCAAAAGUUUGAAGAGGAAGAGUCUAAAAGGAUCAUUCAAGAUGUCGAGUUUCAUACUUAUUUAGAGAGUCUCAUCGAUAAAGAUCGACAGGAAAAUGCCGAGAAUCCGGAAGCGUUGCAGAGAGCAGAUAUGGCGAAAAAGCGGCUUACAGAAAUCACUUCGGCGGCACAGGAAAAACGCCAAAAUCGUGAAAUUCCUGAAAUAAUGUGCGGAAAAAUCACAUUGGAACUGAUGAAAGAUCCAGUGAUUGUACCGUCAGGCAUCACAUACGAUAGAGAAGAAAUUGUGCAACAUCUACGAAGAAUAGGACACUUUGACCCGGUUACCAGAAAACCGUUGACAGAAAAUGAGAUUAUUCCAAACUAUGCGCUCAAAGAGGUUAUUGAAAAAUUCCUCGACGACAAUCCAUGGGCGAAAUACGAACCAGGGGCAAUGGAUUGA